UCCCGGUCGGCGCGGCGCGCGCACCCGCGGACACACACGCAGAUACAGACGGAGACCGAGACCUAGAGUUCCACAGAGAUCCGCAAAGAUCCAUGUCCGCGCGGGCCGCCGGCCUGCCCGCGCACCCCGCCGCGCUGAGCUCCACCCCCCGCCAGGACGAAGAUCGGGAAAGCCUCAGUGCGGCGUUCGCUUCGAUUGUGAAGCUGAUGAGAGGCGUCUCAAAGGAAUGCGAGAAGUACUAUGGUGCUAUUGCAGUCAACAAGUGCAAAGAGAAUGAAAUCCAACACUUCUGCAAAUACCACAGCAAGUCAAUAGAAAGAGAGACGGAUUCCACAGAAGGAAAGAGGACUAAAGGUUCUAGAAAAUGCAGCAAAGCUCAAACUUACCAGCAAAGGCCCAGAACAUCUUCCAAAGACUUCUACAUUGAAGUUUCUCCUGGCACCUAUUCUGUCACAGCAAUCUCAGAAGACAUGGUGGAACAAACCCAUGUAGUAGAUAUCAAUGCAGGACAAACUAUUGAUGUGACUUUUACUCUGUGAUAUUUGUUGUUUCCUGGCAAUAGCAGAAAUAAAGCAUAAGCCUCUUUUUAAUGCAUAUCAUGAACUAUAAAUAUCCUUUUCUUGUUAGCACUUUAAUAGUAGCUUCCUCUUUGGGACUCCAUUUUUAUGGCCUGUAUAUUUGUUUUCUACUUACUGCUAUUAUAUGCAGCCCACUUUGUACACUGAUUUUUAUAUAUAUUUGUACAUUGUGUGCCUUUUAAAUCCAAUUAUGUGACUGUGUAAUUCCAGAUUCUUCUGCUCUAAACAAUUAAAGAUACAAUCAGUGAAACUAAA
Molecule: messenger RNA, 833 nt
Organism: Hirundo rustica (Barn swallow)
Lineage: Eukaryota; Metazoa; Chordata; Aves; Passeriformes; Hirundinidae
Gene: AKIP1
Product: A-kinase interacting protein 1
Exons: 5
Coding region: 93-539 (148 amino acids)
Biological process (GO): regulation of non-canonical NF-kappaB signal transduction
Cellular component (GO): nucleoplasm
Source: RefSeq, a predicted model, not a curated record